AUGACAGCAAUCGGUGGCUCACAAACACCAUCAACUCAGCCAGCCCUCGACCAGGCGCCACCUUAUGUACGGUUACACGUUACGCCGCUGGACGCCGACCUGCUGAAAGUAUUCCUCUCGUCAGCGCUCCUUCCAAAGGCACGCAACAUCUCCUACCACACCCUCGACACUUUUCCCGACAAGCGGUACGGUUAUCUGGAGCUGCCAAGCGAAGACGCCGACAAACUCAGGAAGAAACUCAACGGCUCGAUUCUGCGGGGCGUCAAGAUUCGCAUCGAGCGCGCAAAGCCCUCCAGGAUCCCAGAACCUCUCGGCGACGAGGCAAUGGCCAAAGAACAGAAGGACAAGAGGGUCAAGGACGACGCGCACCCAGCAAAAUACAAUUCCAAAAAGAGAAAGCGCGACAAUGACGAAAUCAGCGGCAUUGUUUUCGACAAUGACAGGAAGGUCAAGAGGGGAUGGACCACUGCCGACGAGCCCAAGGAAAAGAGGUCAAAGAAGGACAGCAAGGACAAAAAGAAGAAACAGGAGCGAUCAAAAUACACGGAUCAUGCCGAAUGUCUGGUCAAGACGAUCCUGCCUGCGAAUGCCGUACCAUCGGCUGAAGACGACACCGGAUCCAAGAGGAAGAAGAAGGGCAAACUUCGCGAAGUAGUUGUUCACGAGUUCGAAAAUACAACGAAAUUCCCGACCUUUCUCAAGAUGACAGUGUCAUCCGGCCCUUCAAAACCACCUUUGGAGUUUGUCGAGGGUAAGGGAUGGGUGGACGAGGACGGCAAUGUGGUUGAGGCUGUGACCGUGGCCCCGCCCCCUCCAACUUUCAGGAUCUCAGCUCCUAAGAAGGCGGAGCAGAGCGAGAGUAAGAGCGAGUCGAGCAGCAACGACAGUAGCAGUGGUGAGGAGUCAGACAGCGACAGCGAGUCUGACAGCCCCUCUUCGCCCACAAAAGCAGCAUCAACCCCCAACCACAAAGCGCAACCAAAACCUAGCCCAACACCACAACACAACAGUUCACCCUUACCAUCAACACUCAGCCCUGAGCUUUCUAGACCUAAAUCGUCAAGUUCGGUCAAGAGCUUGGCUAUCAAAAUCCCUCCUGCUACCCCGAGCGAGCCCAAGACAAUACACCCUCUGGAAGCAUUGUACAAGCGUUCUCAGCAUACCGACGGUGAGACAGCCGAGGGAGGAACUGAGUCAAAGGGCUUCAGCUUCUUUGGCGGUGGCGAUGGGGACAAUGACAAUGAGGAUGCUGGUGCAGCUGCCGAUGGGCUCCAGAUCCCCAUGACUCCUUUUACACGCCAAGACUUCGAGAUUAGGGGCAUCCGCAGCGCAGCGCCUACUCCAGAUACGGCACACCCAACAGGCGGUCGGUUUAAGCCAUGGGAUGAUGAUGAUGAGGAUAUGGAGGACGAUGGUGGUCAUGAAGAACCUCUCCGUGAAGGCAACGAGCAGCCCGGUGCAUCCACUACUCGGUCGGGUGUACCGGAAGGCGACAAGCCUGCCAGCGAUUUUCAAAAAUGGUUCUGGGAAAAUCGUGGUGACCUCAACAGAUCUUGGAAAAAGAGGAGGAAGACAGCUGGGAAGGAGAAGAGGUAUAGAGAGAAUAGAGCUCGGAUGGCGCGAGCUAUCUGA
Messenger RNA from Podospora anserina S mat+, 1632 nucleotides. RefSeq lists its product as uncharacterized. The transcript has a single exon. The coding region runs from base 1 to 1632 and encodes 543 amino acids. The record is from RefSeq and is a predicted model, not a curated record. Lineage: Eukaryota; Fungi; Ascomycota; Sordariomycetes; Sordariales; Podosporaceae.